Molecule: messenger RNA, 990 nt
Organism: Aureobasidium namibiae CBS 147.97
Lineage: Eukaryota; Fungi; Ascomycota; Dothideomycetes; Dothideales; Saccotheciaceae
Exons: 1
Coding region: 1-990 (329 amino acids)
Source: RefSeq, a predicted model, not a curated record
AUGCACUUCAGCUCUUCCCUCGUGGCCGCCACCCUGGCAAUCGGCGCAAACGCUGCUCAGUACAAGCGUCAGGAUUAUGGCAACUUCAACCAGACCUCGACCGCUGCCGCCUUCAGCUACGCUCCUGUAUCUGGCUCUUCGGUCGCUGCUCCCGUCGCUUCUUCCGUCGAGGCUUCCUCGGUCGCCAUCCCUCUCUCCACUGGCGCAUACGAGAGCUCAGCCGCUGCCGUCGAGACCAGCGCUGCUGCCAGCUCGGUCGUUGCUCCCCUGAGCACCGGUGUCUCUGCUUACCCUAGCAUCAACACCAACGCUGCCUUCGGAACCGGUGCCUACGGCUCUGGUGUCACUUCUGCCCCUGCUGCUGGUGCCACUGGAUCUGAGGUUGUAACUGCCUACACCACCUUCACCACUGAUGUGACUCUUACCUACACCAUUGGCGGUGGCUCGACCAAGUCGGUCAUCACCACCACUAUCCACAAGACCUCGACCGCCUACCAGACUCAGACCGUCUACGCCACCCCUGUCGCUUCGGCCUCGGCCGCUGCUUCUGGCUACGGUAUGGACGAGUCCGACUCCACCUCGACCACCACUCUGUCGACCACCAGCACCACUACCAACACCGUCACUGUUUCGCCUACCUCCACUGGCUCUUACCUCAGCUUCUGGGGCGAGAAGGCCGCCGUCACCGGAAACGGUGCAAGCUAUGGUGCUCCCGGAACUGGCGCCAGUGCUACUGACUCUGCUGGCUGCGCCGCUGCUUCUACCGUCACUGUUACUGCCAGCGAGACCGUCUACGUCACCGUUGACUCUGCCAUGAGCACCAUUGCUCAGAGCACUGCCACCGGUGCCAGCGUUGUCCCCAAGCAGAGCAGCGCCGCUCCUUACUACCCCACUACCUCCGCCGGUGCCGCCAGCUCUUCCAGCUGCGCUUCCACUGGCUUCAUCACUGUCCACAGACCUUCGGGCGCCGCCUACCCUACCGCUUACUAG